AUGGACGCCUUCAAGCUGGAGACCGACACAAACGCUUCCGCCACCACCAUGAGCGUCCCCGUCACGAGGACGGACGGCACAACCAGGGACAGGAUCCAAAGUUUCCUGUCCCUCAACAAGAUUGAGGUCUUCAGUGACCAGUCCCAGGCCUGGGACUUUGACGACUGCGAGACCCUUGAGGAGCGCUUCGACUGCGGGCUCAUGGGUCUCGAGCAACUCCGCAGCGAGGUGGUGGAGGCGACUCGGGAGGGCAACGAGCGCGCCCUCAUGGACACCGUCGUCGGAUACAGGGAGCUCCACACCCUGAUGACGAAGCUGGUGGACGAGGCUGAGGAGGCAGCCGUCGACAUCCUCGCGCUCCAGAUGCAGGAGUCCAGGGCAAAGCUCAGGCCCAAGAAGAGGAAUGGCGUCGCCAUGGCGGACAGGUGGGAAGGCAUCGCCUGGAAGCUCGCGAGACGCCACGACGAGAUGAUGGCGCAGCUGGACGCGGCACUGCUGCUGAUGGAGAAGCAGUGCGUCUUCGCCAAGCUGUGCUGGAGCACCCUGGCGUGGGAUGCCAGACGCAUCUUCUGCGCCCAACUCGGCGGGCAGCCGCAGGGAGCGCUGUGGUCCGACGGCUUCGAGGCCGCACACUUUGAGAAGCUGCAUUCGGAAGGCAAUCAAUGGUCUAUCCGGAUGAAGUGGACGGCCUAUAAAGAAGCGACUCGGCGGCCCAAGUAUAUCCUCCUGGACGGCGGACGCGGCGGAGGCAAAGAGCAGACGCUGGUUCUGUGGGAGGCGAUGGAUCCUGCUGCGGUGGCCGAUGGCGAGGUCAAGUUCGAUGUCGAGGUUCGGCUGCGGAAUAGGCUCUUUUCAAGUCUCCGGGUUGAUGCCGCUGGGAUGUUCAGGAUGAUGAGAUUCUGA
Messenger RNA from Trichoderma citrinoviride, 903 nucleotides. RefSeq lists its product as hypothetical. Lineage: Eukaryota; Fungi; Ascomycota; Sordariomycetes; Hypocreales; Hypocreaceae. The record is from RefSeq and is a predicted model, not a curated record. Bases 1 to 903 code for a protein of 300 amino acids. The transcript has a single exon.